AUGGCGAGCGUUGUGAGGAGACAUCGUUCGAGAUCGCGAUCACCUGCACGAAACAGAGGAAAUCGAGACGAUCGUGAUAACGAAAGAGAACGUGAUAGGCGAAGUCAACGCAGGGAGUAAGUUGUAAAAUAGAAGGCCUUUUUUUCAGUUACAGAUCGAAACUAAUCACAAAUUUUGGAGUUCGAAAGGGAACCAAAGUGUCGUAAAGUGAUUUGCUAAUAAAUAGUUCUGCACCACUAAGGGAAAGUGAUUCAUGUAAUAGGGCAUGGACCUUGACUCUUACAUAAUUUCCUUAGCUUCGGAAAUAAAAUCAAAGGUGGAAAACGAAAGGAACUCUUAUCUCGAUCAGCAAUGAAGGCGAACAGCAGUAGUAAUUUUAGCCUAUAACUCAAACGAAGUUCUUUUUGUUAUCAAUUCAAAUAUAAGAAUAAUUUAUUCUCCUUUUAAGAUUUCUGACCACAACCAUUGAGAAUUGUUCGAAAUGCAUUCUUUAAGCGAGCCAGAAAUUUAUGCAUCCUUAGAACAUUGAAAGGGAGUAACUAUCCUGAUUUCUGUUUAGCUCUUAAAAGAGUGAACAUUUUCUCCAAAUAUUAAUUCAUGUUCUGUUGGGGGAAAAUUACUUGAAUGUACUUCAAUUUGAUUGGUAGAGAACAUGCUGAUUUAGCCACUGAUUGGCUUAACUAGCUUAAUGUCUGCAAUGGAUUGGUUUCCCAUUGGAAAGGAUAUGUCUGAGAAAAAAAAGAAUGGCUGUAUCAAUUAGUUACAAACUGUAUUUCAAAGCUGUGAAUUCUUAUGCUUACUUUGAUGAGAUAAGAUGAACAGGCAAAUGUUUUCCCUAUUUUGCUUGCAGCAAAUUAAUGUUGAUGUCUGCUCAAAGAAAUAUAUUGUCUAAUUUAUAGUUUUUUUCAUUGUUAAUUUACCACUUUGCUCCUUAGUUUGAGAAGUUUAUACAUCUUGUACAUGUAGCUAGUGAUAGAACAGUGUCAUUAAUCUAAAUCACAAGUUUUUCUUGUGCUGUUACACCUGUUCCUCUGAAUUUUUGUCUACCAAAGUACUUUGUCUUCCAAACAGUUGAACUUUGAGUAAUAUCUUCUUAUUUAAGCAAGCAUCUAGAACCAAGAAAUAACAGAGUGGAUGGUGGAAGGAGGAGCCAUCAUCAAGACACAAGUCAUGGAGUAAGUUUAGCUGAGCAUUUGGUAAUAAAUGAACUUGUUGAGCAAUAAAUGAAAGUUUUUUUAUUUCACCCCUGUUUACAGAGUUACAAGAAGCGAUUUCUUUUUAUAUGCACAACACUUUCACAUUGCUAAUCCUAGCUGUAUACAGGAUAUUUGUCAUGAUUUUGAACCCAAUUACUGCCUAGUUCAUCAUAGAGUGUCUUUGGCCAAGCAGUAGCCCAUCAAAAUGCAAAAGUGUGGGGUUUAAUUUCUCAUGGAGAUGCAGAAUUUUUUCUUUGUCCCAGGCUCGCAACACGAGGGAAAAAAACAUCUGUUUCUAUUUCUUUCCUAGGCUCAAAAAACAUUUUUACCAUCACUCAUAUUCUAUUUGCACAAGAUGCAAUUAAUACAACAUAACCUAAAAUAAUUUUCUUUUCACUAGUUUCCUAAAACUUUUUUCACUUGUUGUAGUCUUCUUAGAACUACAUAACAUUUUUAUGUUCUAGACACAGCUACGUUUCCUUUUUUUAUCUUAGCUGGAAAAACUGGUUACUCUUGGCAAAUUACCAUGGACUAUGAGUUGUUAUUUAGUUAUUGUCAUGCUUUUCAUUUUAAUCAGAGUAGAUCUGCCAGUAGAAGAGAAUGGGACAAAGAUAAGUAUCACAAUGAAAGAGCUCCUGAAGGUUGGUGGAUAGAAACCUUUUUUUUCUGUUUUAUCCAUUACAUUGCCUUUCAAUUGAAUGGCUCAAAUGAUUAAACCAUAUUUAAAAUUGGAUAAUUUUAUUUUUCACUUUUUUCAAUGCUUUUUAAGAGGAACAUCUUUAAUGACUGAGUAUGUGAAGGGUACAAUUUUUAAGGAACAUGUGAUUGUCUGGGUACUUUAGACAGAAGAGGGCAAGUAAAUUUAUAAAGUCCAAUCUGCCACACACCUUGUGCAACUGAAUUUUGUCACUUAUUAUGAAAGCUACCAAAGGAAGGAAACACUUAGACUCCUCAAAACAAUAUCACUACCUAAAAAACUUUGUGUUCAAUGUAAUUCCUACCCUCUUAACUAUUUAGUUUUAAUUUCAAAUUGUCUUUUAAAGUAAAAUGUUACAACUUAUUGAUGAUAAAUUUUGCAUUAUUUUCUCAAGAUGUGACUAAUAAUUUUUUUAUCUGUUCAGCCUCUCAUCCAGAGAGAAGAUACCACAACAGAAGGCAGGAAAGGCAACAUUCACCAACUGAGUAAGCAUCAUUUUCAGAAUGUAUGAUGUACCAUUUAAUGCUAUAAUAACUUACACUAUAACUGGUUAUGAGGUAACCCAUGUCCCACCAAUUCUGAUAUUGUGGGAGGGGAGAGGGAGGGGUUUGGUUUGUAUCUCUAAAAUAAAAAACCACUUUUAACGACAUUCAAAUGUAUUCUUAAAGAGUCGUCAAGUCCAAUAAUAAUUAUUACACAUACAAAUACAUCUUUGUCCAAGGGUGUCAAGUAUUUGAUUGCCUCACAUUUCCUUUCCAUGUGGUAAUGUUUCUCAGUAUUCAUGGUUGGCUUUUGUAAUUAAUUUGCUCAUCUAACUCUUUUGGCUUUUGAACUCUUUCACAUUUUCUCAUUCAUGUAGCAAAUUACUCCUACUCUAUCUCAGCACAGUGUACAUGUACAAUUAUAAUGUUAAAUUUCGAUAUGUAAAGGGUUUCAGAGUUGUAAAAUUACAUGUAGCUUGUAAUGCUUUUGCACACUCAGUAAAUAAUCCUGGGCUUGUUAGUUCCAAUAUUUUGUUAGGCCUCUUUUUUCUUCCAAAGAUGUCCAUUUGGUAGAUGACUAUUUUUUCUUGUAUGCUUAUGUUUGGUUUUCUGGAUUAAAUACUGAAUAUUUCUUUCUUGUAAGGCACAAAAAAAAUAACUUGAUCAAACUCAGGGGAUUUCUGUCAGUAAUAAAUGGAAGAACAACACAUCCUAAUUUAUGGAUGAUUAUGUUUAAAACUUUUUAUACCUAUUUCUUUGUCAUAAAUUUAAAGAAUUCUCUUAAUGUAUUCAAAUCCAAAGGCAUCAAAGACCUGCUGAGGACAGUGGUGGACAAGAUGGAAACCUUGAACCAGAUGGUCCCAAUUACAAUCUUUCAGGAAAAUUAACAGAAUAUUCAAACACUUACAAGGUAAUGACACCUGUUAGUCAAUACAAAUUCAAUAAAUUUGUCAUUCUGCUUUUAUUCCACUCAGAAAAAAUUUUUGGUUUCUGUCUUAAUUGAUGGUACAUUUGGAGUAAAAUCCUUUAGCACUGGACAUUUACAUAUUUGCUUGGUACUUGAUUUGAUGUUUGGGUUUGAUGUUAAUUCUUAUACAUUCAAUUCACUCAUUCAAUCUCUUUUCUGAUUGGCUGAAAGCAUACAAUGAAUUUUUUAAAUCAAACCCUGGGACACAUCUAUCUGCAGAUUAUACAAUAAUCAUGUGUCAAGGACACUCAAGGCCACAGCUAAUCAUGUCUGCAGUGCAUGAUUUCUAAGGGUAAUCUUGAGAUGGUAUGCCAACCUUCCAAAAUGAUUGUUGACCGCUGCCAACAUAAAUUCUUUUUUGAUGACAAGUUUCUGAUUUCCAGUUGCAAGUCUCUAUUCUGUAAAUUUUUGAGCUUUGAGCACUGACUAGUAUAUACUUCUUGAAAUGCAUUGCUGUUCUUGGGAUUAUUCAAGUGAUACAAAUUCAUUAAAUGUAAACAAUGUUUAGCAGUCUAAAGGUUGAUAUCAGUAACAUUAUUUGUUCCCAUAUAUGAUUUUCUUAUAUUCACAGUCACUGAUACAUCACUUCAGGGGUUUAUCACAAACUGACAUAAUGACCAGCUCCCAGAUGGCUUGUUAGCACAGUUGGUAGAGCACUCCAUCAGUACCAUAGAGGUCAUGGGUUCAAUUCCGUACAGGCCUGAAUUUUUAUUUUCAGGCCCUAUUUUCACUACUGCUUAAGUAGUGUUCAUUACUGCAAAGAUUGCUUUCAUGUUCAUUUCUUAAACUGCAGUUCACAUAAUUAUAUGAUUUUCAUAUAUUCACAGUUAUUGAUUGUUUGUUGUUUCAAGGGUGUGGUCAUCAAAUAUAAUGAACCCAUAGAGGCAAGGAAGCCAAGGACAAGAUGGCGUCUUUAUCCUUUUAAAGGAGAGGAGGCAAUGUGUAUGUACCUGAAGGCUCAAAAAUGUUUUGUCCUAGCCUCCUCGGAUUAUUGCAUAUCACUGAAAUUAACACCCCUUGUGAAAGCCAAAAUGAAGCCAGCUCCUGUAAUGAAUACCCCUUAUUGGAGUCUCAACUGUUUUGUGUUUCUUGUCUUCACAACUGUGUUCCAGCUGAUUUUAGUUGGCGAGAAGAGUCCAUGUACUCCAUUUAGGACAAUGUUGGAGGUUGUUUUUUUGGGGGCCUCUCUCAUUAAUCACCUGGCAACUUACUCUGUUUACCCUGGGAGGGAUUUACACCAUUUAUUUUACUUUGAUGUGAGAAAUAUAAAAAAAUUUUUUUUGUAGCUGUUAUGCACAUUCACAGACAAAGUGCUUACUUGAUUGGAAGACAGAGACAUGUAAGUUUGUCAUUAUACUUGUUAACCAAAAAUCUAAAAUAAUAAAUUAUCAAAAGAUUGCAAAAGUUACAAGAGAUUUUGAGACUUCUUUGUCAUUGUUAUAUGUAAAACAUUUAAAUAUUUUUACAUUUACUUGUUGCUCAAUCAAACAGGAUUGGCUAGUUAUCUCCUUUAUUUACAUUUUUCAGAUAGUUGAUAUCGCAGUAGAUCACCCAUCGUGUUCAAAACAGCAUGCAGUUCUCCAGUACAGACUAGUAGAUUAUGAAAAGCCAGAUGGUACUUCUGGCAAAAGAGUCAAGUAUGUUUUUCAUUGCUGUAGAGGUUUUUGAGUGUUCCUGGAAACAGAUUUAACAAUGCAAAUGAAAAAUUUGCAUGCUUCUGAUUGGCACACAAGUGCAAAGUUGUAACAUGAGUGCAAAUUACAAAUAGUGCGCACACACUUUCAAAAUUUCAUCUUCAUUGUUAUUAUGCCUGAUGCAGUGCCUUGACUUUCUUUGAUGUUUUUUCAUAUACAUUAUUAACAAGUAAUAACAUUAUUUCUCUUGUAAUUUUGUGUAGUAAAACCUUGCAAAUUUUUCAAAGACUACAAAUUGCAUUUGUGCAUUAGCAUUCAUGCAAUUUUGUUGUCUUUAAGAAAUUCACUUGUGCUUAUUAACACCAAAUUGCACUCAACAUCCUGCUAUUACCUAUAUACUUAUUAUGAUUGUUAGAAAAAAGGCAAGUCGUUUUUACUCUAUGUGUAGUGGUAAGCUAUUGUUACCAUCAUUUAAAUUCUUCAAAGCUCAAUGCCAAGCUUAUAUACAGGAAAUUGCAUUGAAUGUGCAAGCAUAUAGCAAUGUGUAAACACAAGUGAUAUUUGGAAAGUUUUUAAAAUUACUCAAGCUGUGGACAUAAAGUACGAUAGGGAAAAAAUUUAAACCCACAUGAGACCAUACACAUAAUUAUGUCUAACAGUUUUAUAUGAUGUUUUGUGUGUUAUAGUGUAACGCUCAAAUUUGUAAUAGUUUUAUCCCAGGAAAUAGAUGAUGCUGACGGCAAUAAUGACGAUGAUGAUAAAGCGUUCAUUUAUUCUUAGUCUUGACUAGCAAAGAUCUGUUGAUUUCCAACUGCUAGGCCCUUCCCGUCACUUCAGUAAAAUUUAUAACUUAUUUGAAUCUGUUGAGCAAAAUUCCUAGGCCCUUAUUGAGGCACUGGCAGUCAGUUUGCAGUAUUAUAAUUUCUGUCAUUUUUACUUUGUUUUUGGUGUUUUUUUUGUUUGUUUCUUUUUCAUCUGUAGACCAUAUAUCAUUGAUCUGGAAUCUGCAAAUGGAACAUUCCUCAACAACCAGAAAAUUGAGCCCAGAAGAUUCUAUGAGUUGAAAGAAAAGGUAACGGCUUUAUUUAAGCGGGGACGAAGAAAUAAACUGCAGACGAGCUUCCAUAUGUGACGAGACGUAAGCCGAGUCUCAAAACUCAGGGCUUCGUUUUCUAGUUUAAAAUACUGGGCAAGGAUCGUCAUGUUUCUGUCUCUGCUUUCCACUUCACGUGCGUAUGUUUGUAACACCCCUUUUAUUUCAAAGAGGGCACGUUAAACUUGCAAUCUGAUUAAUUCUUAGGGAAGGCAAUAUUCUCCAAUUUGUUUACAAAAAUGAACCUGUUCCUCUCUUGGUCACGCCUGUGGCCUCGGGUAACACUUUCAAGACCGCGGUCACAGUUUUCACCAGAGGCACCUCCCAGCCGGCAUUUGCAAUGUAAUGUUUCCUUGUGGUAUAUUAAUAAUUAUGUAAUUCUUAUUUCUUGUAGGAUGUUCUUAAAUUCGGCUUCAGUACCAGAGAGUAUGUGAUUCUAACGGAGAAAUCUCAGGUUGACGAUGAUGACGAUGAAGAACCAGCUGAAUGAUACAGAACACUGCGAGUGUUAAAAGAUAUAAAAUUCUUAGCUUUACUUUUGUUCACCAUGAGAGUUCAAAAAUAAUUCAGAUAGCUCCGCCAAGCCACGAGGGAAAAAAAAGGGCCACAUUUUUGUUUUCCACAAAUGAAGGAGAAGAAGCUCAGAGGAGUAGUGUCACCGUCCAUGAACUCUUUAUGGAGAUGUUUACCAAAAUUUCUUUUUUAUCGCUUGAAGACUGAUUUCAGUUUGUCGCGGAAAAGCACAAUUUUGCGAUUGUUGUCGAAGUAGAUCUUUUUUUAUAUAUAUAUAUUUACUUAGGAGUCGAGCUGUGUGAGACAUUUCCUUCACACUUAAUAGAUAAAAUAAAUAGAAAAAGGUCCCAUUAUUUCUCUCGGUAAAACGGGAAUGACGUUUAUCGCUCGUAGACAAGUGUUCGUUAUGUGGUCCUCUGUAGAGGUUGCACUUCCAAUACAGCUGGCUCUAUGUAAGUUCGCAGUCUACUUUUUAAUUUUAUGUAAAUACUCCUUCGCAUUUCAUGGGGGUCGACAGGCACACCGCCUGGUUGAGAAGCAGCUUUACGACGGUGUCUACAGCUUUUACGAUGCGUCUACUGCCAUGUACAGGUCUGUUUCAUCUUUAUGGAAAAGAGACAACGAGCAGUGUUUAUCUCAGAAAUUAUUCCUUAUGGGCACAUUUUACUAUUCUCUUAAAACAGUUAGUAAUAAAAGAUUAUGCUCAAGUUACAGUAAUGUUAAUGUUGAUCCUACCGAAAGUGAGGAGUGGAAGUGAGGGUUUUUGCUUACGACAUUGUACUUAUCAGUUUGUGUGAGUGACUUUCGCCUUUUUAUGCUUGUUAAGAAUGUUUGUCGUGCUUAAAACUAGUAGAUCAGAGAUGAUGGCUGUUGUCAAUUUGUUGUAACUUUUGUCUCCUAGUUAGCAUUGCAGGCCGGGAUAUGUUAUCUGACAUCCUUUAUCGAUUUUCGCCAUCCAGAAGAAGCCAUUCUCUUACUUAUCAUAGUUUUCUUAUUCUUUUCACUCAAAUUUACCGCUGGUGAUUUUGCAAAUAGUCCUCGCCUCGCAAAAUGCAAAAGGACAUACAAAAUCAAUCUUGUAGUCACGUCCCGCCGGUGUUGCACCUUUCAACAUAACUCAUUAUGUGAGAAAAUUUUAAAAAUUUGUUUCUGUAUUUUUUAUUUGCUCGUUAAACAGGGAUAAGAGGAGUACCUUCAACUUUUCAACAGUUCUUUAAUGAACAGG
Pocillopora meandrina is the source of this 7807-nucleotide messenger RNA. The record is from the annotation of a GenBank genome assembly. NCBI's taxonomy places the organism in Eukaryota, Metazoa, Cnidaria, Anthozoa, Scleractinia, Pocilloporidae.